Meriones unguiculatus (Mongolian gerbil) is the source of this 1934-nucleotide messenger RNA. Its product is annotated as transmembrane protease serine 11B-like protein. The coding region runs from base 76 to 1326 and encodes 416 amino acids. The transcript has 10 exons. Gene Ontology annotation, molecular function: serine-type endopeptidase activity. Gene Ontology annotation, cellular component: extracellular region; plasma membrane. Lineage: Eukaryota; Metazoa; Chordata; Mammalia; Rodentia; Muridae. The record is from RefSeq and is a predicted model, not a curated record. Gene Ontology annotation, biological process: proteolysis.
AGAACCACUAUCAACACGCAAGGAGUGCAGAGGUUCCCUCUAUAUUAACGCCAGCAACCACUGUGUCAGCACAUUAUGAAUAGAACAGCCAUAGUGUCCCGCAAAUCCUUCCCACGGUGGAUAAUCAUCCUCGGAGUGCUUGGAAUGUUGGCAGCCCUUGGGCUAAUGAUUGGACUCUUAGUUCACUUUCUGGCAGUAGAAAACAGGAUCUACUACUAUCAAGGUAGCUUUAAAGUGCUGAAUAUUCCAUAUGACAGAAAUUAUGAAAGGGAGACAUCACUAGAAAGUAACCUCCUCAGUAAAAUCCUCGAGACUAAAAUGGUCGAUGCCUUUCAAAGUUCUAACAUUUACAGACAAUAUAUCAACUCUCAGAUCAUCACAUUGUUUCCUGAUAACAACAGCGUUACAGCCCAUAUAUGGCUGGUGUUUAAGGAUCCUUUGUCAGAGAAGGAAAACCUAAGAAGGAGAAUUGAAAGCAUCUUAUAUCGGAUGCUGGAGAACCACUCAGGAUCCCUGACUAUGGAUCCUGGGUCUCUGAAGCUCAUGGAAAUCAAUAAGGUUGAUGCUGAGAAGAUUAUCAAUAGCCGCUGCGGGAGACGACCAAGAAUGUCAGCAACCUAUGACAGAAUCAAGGGAGGUUCCACUGCCCACGAAGGAGAAUGGCCAUGGCAAGCGAGUCUCAGAGUGAAUGGCAGACACCACUGUGGGGCAUCACUCAUUGGUGAGCGAUUUCUGCUCACAGCGGCUCACUGCUUUCAAAAGACAAAAAAUCCAAAAAACUUAACUAUUAGCUUUGGCACUAAAGUAACCCCACCCUACAUGCAGCAUUACGUUCAGAAAAUUAUUAUUCAUGAGGACUAUGUUACGUGGGACCAUCGCAACGACAUCGCAGUUGUCAUGCUCACCGAAAGAGUUUCAUUCAAGAACGAUGUCCAUCGGGUGUGUCUGCCGGAAGCCACACAGAUUUUUCUACCAGGGGAAGGAGUCGUUGUUACAGGAUGGGGAGCACUUUCACACAAUGGCAAAUCCCCACUGUUACUUCAGAAAGCACCUGUUAAAAUUAUUGACACGGACACGUGCAAUGCUGAGGAAGCUUACGGGGGCAGGAUAGCAGACACGAUGCUCUGUGCUGGCUACAUGGAAGGCAAAAUUGACGCUUGCCAGGGUGACUCUGGAGGACCACUAGUGCAUCCCAAUUCUAGAGAUAUCUGGUACCUUGUUGGUAUAGUGAGCUGGGGAGAUGAAUGCGGCAAAAUCAACAAGCCAGGGGUCUACACAAAAGUGACUGCCUACCGUGACUGGAUUGCUGCCAAGACCGGUAUCUAGUGAAAAGUCAUCUUCUAGUAAUGCAUGCAGAUCAUUGCUGCCUGGUACUCCUAUUAUUUAAAAUCCAUUUCUUUAUUCUUUUUUUCCAUUUUGUGUGUGUGUUUGCAUAUGUGUGGGUACGUGUGUGUCUGAGCCCAUGCAUGUAAGUGUGUGUGCAUAUAGAAGCUCAGGUUGAUGUUAAGAAUGACCCUCAGUAAUUUCGUUGAAUGCACUGCGUCAGGGUCUUCGUCAAACCAAGAACUCCUAGAUGUACCCUGUCUUACUAGUCAGGUUGCUGUUGGGACCUCCUGCUUUGUCAUCUAAGGAUGGAAGUACAGACAGGCAUCUAUGCCCAUCAAGCAUUUAUGUGCCCCCUGGGGAUUCCAAUUCCAUUCCUUAAGCUUUCAUGCUAAGAUGAGGGGAAGACUGAGAUGCUUCUGGAAGUAGCAUUGGGGGCAGAGAGGCAGUUGUCAGUAUCAGAGACCGGAAGAAAGACAGUUAGGCAUGCUGUGUCAAUAGGAAGGUGCUUUAUAAGGGAAAAUAUUAAUAGCUGGCCGUGUGCUCCCACGGUUCCUAGAUAUGAGCACAGUGCAUUGUUUAUGAGGCACAAGACUCUACCAUUAAGUGAC